UAUCAUGGACAGGUAGUUGAAGAGUGUGAUGUAAUCAUUUUCGCAGUGAAACCUCAAAUACUUAAGGAAGUAAUCUUGGAUUUACGGCCACUACUUUCACAAAAUAAACUUCUUCUGUCACUUGCUGUGGGACAUAAAUUGCAAUCUCUACAGGAAUGGGUCGGUCAUGGUCGGUUUGUUAGAGUAAUCCCUACUACUGCUUCUGUCAUUGGUGAGGCAGCUACUGUUAUGCACUUGGGAGAAGCUGCAACAGAAAACGACGGAGAGCUAAUAGCAGAUCUAUUUGGAGCUGUUGGCAAGGUGUGGAAAAUGGAUGAGAAAUUGUCUGAUGCUGCUGCUGCUGUCGGCGGUGCUGGUACGGCAUUUGUAUAUAUAGCAAUAGAAGCUAUGGCUGAUGGAGGUGUAGCUGCAGGCUUACCACGAGAAAUUGCUUUGAGUCUUGCUGCUCAAGCUGUAAGUGGAAACUGUUAUGUAUAUCUUAAGAAUCUAGUGGUACGUUUGUAUAACCCCUCACUAGAAUGUAUGUUCUGUGAAUCCAAAGUAGAAGUCUGAGCUUUUUAGCUAUCUCAUUUAAGGCCUUGAAUUGUUUUCA
Prunus avium (sweet cherry) is the source of this 592-nucleotide messenger RNA. Lineage: Eukaryota; Viridiplantae; Streptophyta; Magnoliopsida; Rosales; Rosaceae. The record is from RefSeq and is a predicted model, not a curated record.